AUGUGGUGGGAGGAAAACGAUGAAGAUCAGAGGGCAAUCUCCAUUACAGUGAUUGCAAAAACCGAGUCCGGAUUCAGCAGAAGAUUACAAGCGCUUUCGAAGGAUACCACGUUCCACGUGAUUAUCGAUGGUCCAUAUGGCGCUCCGAAAAAUAUGGAUCUCUACGAUAGCUUCAUCUUUGUUUCGACUGGUAUUGGAAUCACCUCACAGCUUCCUUACCUCAAGCAACUGAUAGCCAGACAAGAUCAAGGAUUUCGUCUGAGAAGGAUCUGUCUCAUUUGGGAAGUGGAAGAGAAAGGUACUUGUUGA
Messenger RNA from Penicillium verhagenii, 309 nucleotides. RefSeq names its product NADPH oxidase family protein. NCBI's taxonomy places the organism in Eukaryota, Fungi, Ascomycota, Eurotiomycetes, Eurotiales, Aspergillaceae. The coding region runs from base 1 to 309 and encodes 102 amino acids. Gene Ontology annotation, cellular component: plasma membrane. Gene Ontology annotation, molecular function: ferric-chelate reductase activity. The transcript has a single exon. The record is from RefSeq and is a predicted model, not a curated record. Gene Ontology annotation, biological process: iron ion transport; copper ion import; intracellular iron ion homeostasis.